AUGUCUGACCUCCAUCUCGAAGUCGGGCAACAGUAUCAAACAUUCGACUUCCCCGCCGCCGGGAAACUGCUGAUUUUGGCUGGCGACAUUGGUCGGCUAAUCGACUACGAAGGUUACCGGGCCUUUCUCGAGCGCCAAGUAGGACGCUUCGCAAAAGUCGGCCUCGUGCUAGGCAAUCACGAAUUUUUCGGCAUGAGCUACGAAGAGGGCAUUUCCAAGGCCAAGCAAUUGGGAAAGGAGCCAUCUCUCGAGGAGAAGCUAGUUCUCUUGAACCAAGGAGUAUGGACUGAUGAAACGACGGGGUCAAUCAUUAUGGGCUGCACCUUAUGGUCUUUCAUUCCUGACUCUGCAAGAGCAAUUGUCGAGUCCAAAGUUGGCGAUUACAAAAAGAUCGACGGAUGGUCGGUCGAUAAGAACAAUGAGAGGCAUGUUGAAGAGGCUGCCUGGCUUGCCUCUGAGCUUCAGUCGCUGUCAGAUGCUUCAAAGCUCAACCAUCAACAACAGGCCCGAAACAUAUUGGUUGUAACUCACCACGCCCCGAGUUUGACUGGUACCUCAGCCCCGGAGCAUGCCGACAACCCGUGGACGCCAGCAUUUGCGACAGACUUGCUACCUAGGCUAGACACUGAUAGAGUGAAGACCUGGGUUUUCGGCCACACCCAUCACACGACGGAGUUGUUCUCUGGUGGCGUCCACUUGAUCGCCAAUCAGCGGGGUUACGUAUUCCCUGGAAGCAGGCCUAAGACCCCACAGGAACCAGCAAAAUGGUCGUGGACACGCAAACCAGAUAGAUCUAAGUUUGAUCCCAAAAGAGUGGUCAGGCUGUAG
Diaporthe citri is the source of this 828-nucleotide messenger RNA. RefSeq lists its product as uncharacterized. Lineage: Eukaryota; Fungi; Ascomycota; Sordariomycetes; Diaporthales; Diaporthaceae. The record is from RefSeq and is a predicted model, not a curated record. Bases 1 to 828 code for a protein of 275 amino acids. Gene Ontology annotation, molecular function: hydrolase activity. The transcript has a single exon.